Gossypium raimondii (Peruvian cotton) is the source of this 915-nucleotide messenger RNA. RefSeq lists its product as uncharacterized. The transcript has a single exon. Bases 1 to 915 code for a protein of 304 amino acids. Lineage: Eukaryota; Viridiplantae; Streptophyta; Magnoliopsida; Malvales; Malvaceae. The record is from RefSeq and is a predicted model, not a curated record.
AUGAAGAUACUUGAUGUAAAGAAGGAUACAACUCCUGAGUAUAGUUGGUGGUGGGAAAGAAGGAUCAACGAUAACAUCCCCGUGUCAAGCCAGGAAGACGCUCGCCCAAUAGAGGAGUAUCUACAAGUAGUUCCGUCAGAAUUAGAGAUAGUCAAACUGGACUUUGAUAAAAGAAGUUCGGAGCUGGGAAAGAAAUUUGAGCAGCUAGAAGAGGAAAAGAUGCGUUUGGGACUAGAUGUCGAUAUCCACAAGUUGAAAGCCGAAAAAUUAAGGAAAUGGGAGAACAAGGCUGAAGAGGACUUGGAUAGUCUAAGAGCGGAUUAUAAGAAGUUACAGUUGUCGAUAAGAACUGCUGGUCUGGGUAAAACAUCAGAGCAAUGGCGGCAGGAGAUCAAGGAAGAAAGGACCAAGGCUGAUCAGUGGGAAAAGAAAUUUCAAGAUGCCCGAGCUAGAGAGAGCGCUUUGGAGAAAAGCUUGUUAGAAUGUCGGAAUGAAGAAGCAAGAUUAAAGGACCGGGUAGUAGAGUUAGAAAAGUCACUUCACCUGUACCGUAGCCGCAACUCUAUGAUCGAGUUGAAAGCAAGUUUAAGUAAGAUAGAAGAAUUAAUGGGAAAGAUAGAAGAGCUCGAAAACGCAUUGCAAAAUUCUGAAUUACAAGUGGAGCUUCUUGAGAGGCGUAACGAACAGUGCCAGGAGCAGCUCCAUCAUUCCCAAAAUCAGAUUAGAGAUAGGGAUUACAUUAUGGGUGAAGCUGUAACUCAAGUGCAGGAGGUAGCUGAUCAUCUGCAAAUCUUAGUAGUUCAGGCCGAUAUAUUGAGUUUAAAAUAUGAGUCAGAAUCAAGCCGAGGUCGAGAGUUAGCUUGGCUCCUUAGGAGUGUUAAGGCUUUAAGUAUAAAGGCGAAGCCGUAUAUGUAG